Striga hermonthica is the source of this 363-nucleotide messenger RNA. NCBI's taxonomy places the organism in Eukaryota, Viridiplantae, Streptophyta, Magnoliopsida, Lamiales, Orobanchaceae. The record is from the annotation of a GenBank genome assembly.
AUGAUACGCGGUUCAAGAGAAAUUGAAGAAGCAUUGCUGAACCAUUUGGGAGUAAAACGCAAUGAAGUAACGAAGGAUGGCUUGUUUUCUGUUGGAGAAAUGGAGUGUAUGGGAUGUUGCGUAAAUGCUCCAAUGAUCACGGUUGCUGACUACUCGAAUGGAUCUGAGGGUUACACCUAUAAUUAUUACGAAGAUGUCACUCCAAAGCGAGUUGUUGAGAUUGUCGAGGCUUUGAGGAGAGGGGAAAAGCCACCGCGUGGCACACAAAACCCAAAACGCAUCAACUCCGGGCCAGAAGGUGGGAACACUACAUUGUUAGGUGAGCCCAAAGCUCCUCCAUGUCGAGAUCUUGAUACAUGCUGA